Molecule: messenger RNA, 1478 nt
Organism: Umbelopsis ramanniana AG
Lineage: Eukaryota; Fungi; Mucoromycota; Umbelopsidomycetes; Umbelopsidales; Umbelopsidaceae
Exons: 8
Coding region: 172-1263 (363 amino acids)
Biological process (GO): translational initiation
Cellular component (GO): eukaryotic translation initiation factor 2B complex
Molecular function (GO): guanyl-nucleotide exchange factor activity; translation initiation factor activity
Source: RefSeq, a predicted model, not a curated record
UCCUGUCGUAUAAAUGACCUUGCUAUCCCAUACUUCAACAAUUUCACCUCCCUCCUUCCUUGUACAUAAUAAAUUUGUUUCCCGCAAAGCUUGGUUGCAGCAUUUGAAGCGGUCGUCAGCGGAAUCAGGUUCGCGCAGUUGGGACUGCGAAAAAAAAAUGAUUUCAGUUGUAUGAUUCAUUCUGGCGCAGACAGCCCGAUCUUCGUUAUGGCAACAGAAAUAGAAAAGCAAGCCGAUUCGGCUCCAUUGGAUCCCAAACUUUUCAACGCUGUUGAAUGCUACCACCGAUUCUUGCAAGAUCCGGAUAUGUCAACGCCGGUAGCUACAUUCAAGGUUUUCACAGAAUUCAUCAGAUGCAGUCAAGCACCAACCAUGACUGAAUUUCUGGAAACCUUGCGCCAGGUCGGCGAGACGAUCCAAGAUGCUUCAAUAUAUGAUUCCAAUGAAUGGAAAUCGCUCAAUAACAGCAGAACGCGUAAUCCACACAAAGCAACAAUCGCUACCCUUGCUGGAAUCCAUUUAUUCAACCAAUUUGUGCGUCGAAACUCCAGCGACUUCACGGAAUUGGAGGAUCUUAAAGCAACCCUUCUCAACGGAUCAGCACGUAUUUUGGAAAAGGCUGCUAGCGCUCGUGAACGAGUAGCUGAGACUGGUGCUCAAUUUGUGCACGACAAUGCUGUCAUUCUUGUACACUCUUACUCUCGGACUGUCAUGAAUGUACUGCAGUAUGCUGCCAAUGUUCAGAACAAACGAUUCAAGGUUUAUGUUACGGAAGGAAGACCAACUAGUGAUGGAUUGGUGGCAGUUUCUGAAUUGCAAGCUUCCGGGAUUCCAUGCGCCGCUGUACUCGACUCUGCAGUAGGCUUCAUUUUGGACAAGGUGGAUAUGAUAUUUGUAGGCGCUGAAGGCGUUGUGGAAAACGGUGGCAUUAUCAACCAGAUUGGUACCUAUCAAAUUGCUCUUGUAGCAAAGGCGUUGAGCAAACCUGUCUAUGCUAUUGCUGAAAGUUAUAAGUUUGUUCGCCUUUAUCCACUGAAUCAGUACGACCUUCCUUCGAUCGUACCUGAUAUCGUGUCAUUCAGUACUAGACGAAAAUCAUCAUCAAAUGCUUUAGACCUCGGUGAAAAUCAUUCCGUUGAUCUUGCUAUGUCCAACCCAAGCGUUGAUUACACACCCCCUCAAUACCUUACGCUGUUGUUGACAGACUUAGGUGUUCUUACCCCUAGUGGUGUUAGCGAUGAGCUGAUCAAGUUAUAUUUGUAAAAAUACAAUAGCCAGUAUCUUUUUUUUUGUGUAAUACAUGUUUUUAGACCAUCGAUGUGGUUUACAGGAAGUGAGUUGUAAGCGUACAUGAUUUUCAUUACACAGCGUAGUGAUGUCUCCCUCACGUGCCCAAUAUGCCCUAAUCACCGCGGGCUUUCCACCCUCUGGACGCGCUCCAAACAAAAAAGCAAAUAAAAAUGUUUAGUGCGAGUGAG